Molecule: messenger RNA, 1454 nt
Organism: Homarus americanus (American lobster)
Lineage: Eukaryota; Metazoa; Arthropoda; Malacostraca; Decapoda; Nephropidae
Exons: 4
Source: RefSeq, a predicted model, not a curated record
CGAGAUUCUUUGAUAUUGAUAUUGAUACUGCUCGGCCAGAUCAAAGAAAACACCACGAUUGGUUUGAUCAAAAUAUUCAGAAAAUCUACGUACUCCUCUCUGGGAAACGUGCAAAUUCAAAAGUGUCACAAGUCACUGUCGCUCACAUUGAACGCGACCUACAGGAGAUCCUGAACACCUUCGCAGAUGCAGAUGCACACUUCGGUCUUGAGGGGCCUUACUGUGUGAUCAAGGGCGCACUGGUGGAUCAAGGCCGUACUGGUGAUCAAGGGCCGUACUGGUUUGAUCAAGGGCCGUACUGGUUUGAUCAAGGCCGUACUGGUUUGAUCAAGGGCCGUACUGGUGAUCAAGGGCUACUGUCCAGACUACACCAGUACCUACCAACAGUCCAGACUACACCAGUACCUACCAACAGUCCAGACUACACAGGUCCUACCAACAGUCGGGCUAGACCAGUGCCUGCAACAGUCCAGACUAGACCGGUACCUGCCGACAGUCCAGACUACGCCAGUACCUACCAACAGUCCAGGCUAGACCAGUACCUGCCAACAGUCCAGACCACCAGUACCUGCCGACGGUCCAGACUACACCAGUACCUGCCGACAGUCCAGACUAGACCAGUACCACCAACAGUCAGACUGAACCAGUACCUGCCAACGUCCAGACUGGAGCCAGUACCUGCCGACAGUCAGACUACACCAGUACCUACCAACAGUCAGGCCAGACCGAGUACCUGCCAACAGUCCAGACUACACCAGUACCUGCCGACAGUCAGGCUCACCAGUAGCUGCCAACAGUCCAGACUACACCAGUACCUACCAACAGUCCAGACUACACCAGUAGCUGCCAACAGUCCAGACUACCAGUACCUGCCGACAGUCCAGACUACACAAGUAGCUGCCAACAGUCCAGACCACCAGUACCUGCCGACAGUCGGAGCUACACCAGUACCUGCCGACAGUCCAGACUACACCAGUACCUGCCAACAGUCCAGAACUACACAGUACCUGCCGACAGUCCAGACCACGGUACCCACCGACGGUCCAGACUACACCAGUACCUGCCAACAGUCCAGACUACACCGGUACCUACCAACAGUCAGACUACACCAGUACCUACCAACAGUCCAACUACACCAGUACCUGCCGACAGUCCAGACUAGACCAGGUACCGACAGUCCAGACUACACCAGUACCUACCAACAGUCCAGACUACACAGUACCUACCAACAGUCAGACUACACCAGUACUGCGGCGGUCAGACUACACCAGUACCUACCAACAGUCCAGACUAGACCAGUACCUGCCGACAGUCCAGACUACACCGAGUACCUGCCGACGGUCCAGACUACCAGUAGCUGCAACAGUCCAGACUACACCAGUACCUGCCGACAGUCCAGACUACAGUACCUGCCGACAGUCCAGACUACACCAGUACCUACCAACAGCGUGUGA